Dentiscutata erythropus is the source of this 341-nucleotide messenger RNA. The record is from the annotation of a GenBank genome assembly. NCBI's taxonomy places the organism in Eukaryota, Fungi, Glomeromycota, Glomeromycetes, Diversisporales, Gigasporaceae.
AAAUUGAUGAUUAUAUCCAAGAAAAUGCAAAUAUAAUUGAACCCAAUGUUGCAAAAACAGCUCAACAGACAGAAGAACAAAUAAAUAAAUGUUUUAAAGCUUCAAAAAAAAAUCAAAAACAACCUACCACUAAUUCGCAAUUAAACACAUCAGAAAUAAUGAUUGAAGAAAGUGCAGCUCAAAGCUCUAGCUUUGAUAUAGAGAAAGACAAUACAAUUAAAGAAUCAAACCUUUCAAAUGAUACAGGCGCAUCUGUUUCUGUAAAACAAACUUUAAACUAUAAAGAAAAUAGUGACCCUUCUAAUGCAAAUGAAAAAAAUCAAGAGAUCUACCAAAAAUAA